GGCGGAAGAGGCGGCUAUAGGCGAAGUUGUUGCUGGAAUGGGUCCUGUUCAGGAAAGAAUGGACCCAGACGCAGAUGGAUCGGUACCUGUAACUGGAACAUUAACACCUGCCGGACCGAAAAAGACAGUAGGUCGGCCACCCAUUCGUCGUGUGGCCAACCAAAUCCCAGAUGAGAUCUCUCAGAAUCCGUUGUUGUUGGAAGCCAUGUCGGUACUCCCUCAAAACUAUAACUUUGAGAUUCAGAAGACCAUCUGGAGGAUCCAGCAAGCUUCGGCCAAAACAGUUGCUUUGCAGAUGCCAGAAGGUCUUCUGAUGUUUGCCUGCACCAUAGCUGAUAUCAUAGAGAGAUUCACAUCGGCAAAGACCGUGGUGAUGGGAGAUGUGACAUACGGAGCGUGUUGUGUGGAUGAUUAUACAGCCCGGGCGCUGGGAGCUGACUUUCUGGUACAUUAUGGGCACAGCUGCCUCAUCCCCAUCGAUGCCACGCACGGCAUUCGGAUGUUGUAUGUCUUUGUGGAUAUAAAGAUUGACACGUCACACUUUGUGGACACAAUUCGCUUUAACUUCUCGUCUGGAUCAUCGCUCGCUUUUGUCAGCACAGUCCAGUUCGUGUCCGCACUCCAGGCUGCUUACCAUGCCCUACGCUCCGAGUAUGAAUUGACCAUACCGCAAUGCAAGCCACUGUCACCGGGAGAGAUUUUGGGAUGCACGUCCCCGCGGCUGGAGAAGUCUGUGGAUGCUGUUGUGUAUCUGGGGGAUGGUCGGUUCCACCUGGAGUCCGUUAUGAUCGCCAACCCUGACGUUAAGGCAUACAGGUAUGAUCCGUAUAGCAAAGUUUUCUCUCGUGAAUACUAUGACCAUGGCACCAUGAUGAAAAAUCGCCAAGAAGUCAUCACAUCAGCUGCUGGGGCUAAGACCUGGGGACUCAUUCUUGGGACACUGGGACGUCAAGGAUCUCCCAAGAUCCUGGAGCACCUGGAGUCACGUCUACAGGCUCUCGGCUGUCGUUAUAUUCGGCUGCUGCUGUCGGAAAUCUUCCCUAAUAAACUCAAGCUGUUCCCAGAGGUGGAAGCGUGGGUACAGGUGGCCUGUCCAAGGCUUUCUAUCGAUUGGGGGACAGCUUUUACCAAACCUCUACUUACGCCUUAUGAGGCCUCGGUGGCUCUGAAGGAAGCUGAGUGGCAGGACACAUAUCCCAUGGAUUUUUAUGCUAAUCAGUCCCUCGGUCCAUGGACAGUGAACCAUGAAUCCCACCGCCCUGCUCGUGUGAUUACAAAGAAUCCACAGCAGAGAAAACCCAGAUCAGCGGAUGAGUGUACAAAAGCAAAGCAUUGUCAGUGUAAAGAAGGAGAGAGCUAAGCCACGUGGUGGUGGAGCGUAUUCCCCACAGACGCACCUCGAAGCCCAGCCGUUCUGUUGAUGGCCACAGAAUUGGAGAUAAUUUGACACUUCUGCCAAGCAGGUGUGAAAGAAGAAAAUGAAACAAAACAGUGCAUUGCCUUGACAGAAGCAAGAAGCUUCGCUCCAUUAACAGCUUUGCAACCCCAGAGGCAGUCCGAGCAGAACCCUCUAUUAACCCCUUUUUAUGUCUUGACAUAAAAACACAGUCUUGCUCCAUUACCUCAUCCCAUCUUUGAGCUCUGGAACUCAUGGACCACAGAGGGAGGUCGGGACGCACCCGAGUGCCCUCUCUGUUCUUGUCUCGGGGUUUCCUGAGCCAUGCAGGGCUGCUGCUGCUGCUAAUUAAAAGCUCUGCUUAAUGAGGGUUUGCGUGAGCCGUCUGCCUCCCCCUCCUGCCGUUGCCUGGGCGAUGAGUACUCCCUGCCUGUGAUGCCCCAACUACUGGCACCAAACGCAGCAACCCCCCCUGCGAGAACCAAUCACCUCCUGCGUGGAGACCCUCAGCGAGCGGCUCUGUAAUAUCUCUAUGAUGGAGUCACAGACUUUAAUGUUCUUUGGAAGAGAGCCCGCCAUCACCGUGCUCACAGCUACCUUCUGGGAGUAGCUGAAUGCAAGGGGUGCAAUAGUGAUUGAAGCCAAUGUUAUAAACCUUCUGUAUCAUAAUGGCCAAAAAGGGCCAAUGACCCAAUCACCUGAACUGUAAGACUUUG
This is a messenger RNA of Spea bombifrons (plains spadefoot toad), 2112 nucleotides long. RefSeq names its product diphthamide biosynthesis 1 (gene DPH1). NCBI's taxonomy places the organism in Eukaryota, Metazoa, Chordata, Amphibia, Anura, Pelobatidae. The coding region runs from base 38 to 1360 and encodes 440 amino acids. Gene Ontology annotation, molecular function: 2-(3-amino-3-carboxypropyl)histidine synthase activity. The record is from RefSeq and is a predicted model, not a curated record. Gene Ontology annotation, biological process: protein histidyl modification to diphthamide. The transcript is spliced from 12 exons.